Oncorhynchus nerka (sockeye salmon) is the source of this 2188-nucleotide messenger RNA. RefSeq names its product calumenin-A. The transcript is spliced from 7 exons. The record is from RefSeq and is a predicted model, not a curated record. Bases 93 to 1040 code for a protein of 315 amino acids. NCBI's taxonomy places the organism in Eukaryota, Metazoa, Chordata, Actinopteri, Salmoniformes, Salmonidae. Gene Ontology annotation, molecular function: calcium ion binding. Gene Ontology annotation, cellular component: endoplasmic reticulum.
AGGAGGCCGAUGCUAGGGUGUGUUUAUUAAACUGUUGACUUGUGAAACAGAUAUAGUGUAGAUAUUGUGUCUGGAAUCAUCAGGCAGGUAGGAUGGAGAUCAGGCCGUUGCUCAUGUGCUUUGCCCUCUGCGUGGUCUAUGCCACCAGUAAACCCACCGAGAAAAAGGAACGCGUUCACCACGAUGCACCUCUCAGCAGCCGCGAGCACGACGAUGCUCAGGGCUUCGACUACGACCACGAUGCCUUCCUGGGACAAAAGGAGGCCAAAUCUUUUGACGAGCUCAGCCCAGAGGAGAGCAAGCGCAGGCUAGGUGUGAUUGUAGAGAAGAUUGAUGGGGACAGUGAUGGUUUUGUCACUGAGGUGGAGCUGAAAGCUUGGAUUAAGAAGGCUCAGAAGAAGUACAUCUAUGAGAACGUGGACCGCCAAUGGAAGGACUUUGAUGUCAACAAUGACGGCAUGAUCUCCUGGGAGGAAUACAGGAACGUAACUUAUGGUACCUAUCUGGAUGACUCGGAACCAGAUGAUGGCUACAACUACCAGCACAUGAUGGCGAGGGACGAGAGGCGUUUCAAAAUGGCCGACCAGAACGGAGACCAGAUCGCCAACAAAGAGGAGUUCACCGCCUUCCUACACCCAGAGGAGUACGACCAUAUGAAGGACAUAGUGGUGCUGGAAACCAUGGAGGACAUUGAUAAGAAUGGUGAUGGUUUCAUUGACCUGAAUGAAUACAUAGGUGACAUGUACAACCAUGAAGAUGAGAUGGAGGAGCCAGACUGGGUUGCGACAGAGCGCGAGCAAUUCUCAGAGUUCCGGGAUAAGAACAAAGACGGGAAGAUGGAUCGGGAGGAGACUAUGGACUGGAUCCUUCCUUCAGACUACGACCACGCAGAGGCCGAGGCCAAACACCUCGUCUACGAGUCUGACUCAAACAAAGAUGGAAAGCUCAGCAAGGAAGAGAUCCUGAACAAGUACGACCUGUUUGUAGGAAGUCAAGCAACUGACUUUGGCGAGGCGCUGGUACGGCACGAUGAGUUUUAGAUGAUUUAGUCCUAGCUAGAUAAAACAUUUUUAUACUUGGUUUGAUUUUUAUUUUGUAUGAAACCUAUUCAUACAGUACAUUGUCUCCAAUUCGUUUGUGGUUGAUAGCACCUAAGUGUGUUUAUAUAUACUGACUUCCCAUCCCAACACUUCAUUUUAUUGUUCUGUUACGUACAUAGGUAGUUUAGAUUGGUCAUUCUUUUUGCCUUGGUUUGAAACACAAUGGUAUACUCACAAGCACUGAAUACUCCUUUUAGAGUUGUAAUCAUUUAUAAUUCUUCCACCAAACUCUUCAUAUGUGGGAAUGAUUUGGUGUUUUUUACAGUCAUGUUUUGAAUGACACUGAUUGUAGUGAUAGCCCAUCAUUUCUUGGUAUAGUUAGUAGAUGAGAGAUGCUACCCAACAUUAGCCUCCUACAUUUCCUUUUACCCAGUGUGUGCCUUCUCUGAGUAGUCUUUUGGGAGCUCAACCAAUGAAACUGACACUAAAUAUCAGUGAAUCAGGGGGUCAUGGGAACGUGAGUCCACUACAGUGAAAUCAUCCCUCACCCUGCUCUGUUUCUCCAUAAACACUUUCUUUGACCCCCUUUUCUUCACAUGUACUGUAUUUGUCUAUCAUGACUAGGGCCGUUAUUACAUGACUAGGGCCGUUAUUACAUGACUAGGGCCGUUAUUAUUAGCAGUUCAUCACUGCUUCUGCAGCCUUCUCCGCUGUCAAUCACUGCCUCUCAGCAGUCUACAGUGGCUUCCUCUCCUUGCCUCCAUCUGCAUUGGUCUAGAAACAAAUGAUAGGUGAAAGAAGUAUGUUAGAUGACCAAUGUGAAACAAGAAAGGGAAACCGUUUUGGACAAUUGAGUAGCAGCACAAGUGUGAGAACGCAUCUGUUCUAUUGGUUAGAAAUAAGAGCGUUUGUUCUUCCUUCCUGUGGGGUGUGCUGAACUGAAAGGUUGGUGCAUUGCAGCAUCGUUGCUGAAUUACGCUUGCUUAAAAUUAAAUGAAGAUUAUGUUGAAGUAUUUACAUAGUCAGCAAGUGUUUCUUUUCUGAAUUUAUGCACAGAAUGUAUGGACAUUCAUAUUUUGGAUCGAAUGCUGUACUUUUGAUUCCACAGCCCAUUUCUCAAUAAAAAAAACCCGAAUUGAGUAAACUUA